AUGCAGUCAAAGGAUUCAGAUUCGCAUAAGAAAUUUCCUUCAAAGUCAUGUCCUCUGAGAUACGGAGUAACCAAGAUCCAAGAAGAUGCUUUUCAAUUGUUUCAAGCUGCGUUGCGUGAGUACAUGGGAACAUUUGGGAUCAAACCUCAAGGCAAUAAGCAAGAUACAUGGAGAAUCACAGGUCUUUCUGUUUCAGCGAGUAAAAUUGUGGACAUACCAUCUGGAACAAGCUCGAUAAUGAGAUAUUUUCAAAGUCAACCUACUGUUCCUUCUUGUUCAGAAGACCAAUGUGUGCAAGAACAUGUAGCUACGACUCCCUCGGCUAGUGAAGGUUGUUCAGAACAGAAAUCAGUAGAAACCCAAGCUGCAAUGCCUGAAGAAGACACAAAAGACACUGCCCUAGUCUCUGAAAAGGAUGUAGUCUCUUGUCCAUCAAACGAUGCAACGGAUGUAGCUAGCCAAUCAGAAUCAAACAAAUGCACACAACAAGCAAGGAGAAUUGGACGGAAGAUAAACAACUCGAAAGAAAACAAUUCUGGAAUGCCCUCAAUUGUCGAUAUCUUCAAGAAUUACAAUGCAAGGCCUCCAUCAACUCAGGAAGAUUCCACAGUGUCAUCAACCCGUAAAAGAGCCAACUUCGGUAGCAGCAGUCAUUGUAGUGAAGUGAAUCAAGAGACUGAAGAGAGAAGAGAAACAGAAUGGGGCUAUAAGAUUGAUGAAAUCGAUCAGUCUGUUUUCGAUGAAUUACCGGUUGAGAUUCAACGAGAACUCAGGGGUUUGUUACGGCCAAAUAAGCGGUUGGACACCGGUAAAAGCAAAGGUGAUGGUUCUGCUUCAAGCAUUGCUCGUUUUUUUCCACCAUUGAACAAAUAG
Microthlaspi erraticum is the source of this 873-nucleotide messenger RNA. The record is from the annotation of a GenBank genome assembly. Lineage: Eukaryota; Viridiplantae; Streptophyta; Magnoliopsida; Brassicales; Brassicaceae.